Molecule: messenger RNA, 2622 nt
Organism: Daucus carota subsp. sativus
Lineage: Eukaryota; Viridiplantae; Streptophyta; Magnoliopsida; Apiales; Apiaceae
Product: kinesin-like protein KIN-13B
Exons: 7
Coding region: 256-708 (150 amino acids)
Biological process (GO): microtubule-based movement; microtubule depolymerization
Cellular component (GO): microtubule
Molecular function (GO): ATP binding; microtubule binding; microtubule motor activity
Source: RefSeq, a predicted model, not a curated record
ACCACGGCUUCACCAUUGCUUCCUCUGGAGGGCCUCAGCUUCCUGGUUCCCUCAAUUCAAUUCAGAUCACCGUUUCAUUUCCGUGCGCAGUUGGAGAUUUUAUUUGCGUUCAUCCGAUUGAUUUGCGGUGUGAAUUCGGCUUCUCGUCUAACCUUUGUCCAGGCCCCCACUCCGACCAAUCACUCUCCGAGCGCCCCCCCCCCCCCCUCUAUCUCAGAUCCUAGAGCGGGUGUAUCCUUGUUUCAUUCCUUCAAUAUGGCCGAUUCUGAAGAGAGACCUAUUCCAUUCCGCGCUGCCUGUGAGACCAGGCCGUCCAGCUACAAGGACGGAGCUACUAGCAAAAAUGGGCGGCCCAAGCUCACAAUCACCGAGGAUGUUUUGGAGAGGAGAAGGCUAUCCAAGCGGAGGCAAAACGCUCGGUGGGCUAUCCAACAAGGUGCAACACCAAAUGGUGUUUUGGAUGUGUCCUCUCGGGAAAUGCAACCUCCUGGACACUCCAGUAAUCAGUUAAAUGCAGCUGAUGGAGGUGAAGCUAGCAACGCAGGGAGUGGAAAGACAUUUACAAUGCAACCGCUUCCACUUAAGGCAUUCGAAGAUAUAUUAAGGCUAAUGCACAAAAAUGACCAGAACCAGGCAUAUCAGUUGUUUGUCAGUUUCUUUGAAAUAUAUGGAGGAAAGCUAUUUGAUCUUUUCAAUGAUCGGAACUGAGCCUGUCAGUUUGAGACUCUACAUAAUUACAUAAUAACUAAGCAUCGUAACCUUGAACAUUAUGUUUGCAGAAAGCUUUGUAUAAGGGAAGAUGGGAAACAACAGGUCCCCAUUGUGGGCUUCCAGGAAUUUGGAGUACUACAUGUAAAUACAGUCAAGGACUUAAUUGAGAGAGGCAAUUCAACAAGAAGUACAGGCACAACUGGUGCAAAUAAGGAAUUCUCUCAAUCACAUGAUGAAUAUGCCAACUACUGCCAUUUGAUAGUGCAAGGUUACAAGGACCAGGUUAUAAUUGGAGUAGGUUUCUAUGAUCAUGCUAUACUGCAGCUUGCUAUCAAAAAAUUAUUGAGGAAAUGGAAUCAAAGCAUGCUUGUCUUGUUGGCAAGUAUGUAUACAGAUGUGCCUCUGUUGAUGAUAGCAAGAUGCCAAGGAAGUCGUAGAAAAAAUCUGAAGAAGUCAGAAUCUACCCUUUUUCUUGGAUUUGGUCUGGUGGAACACUUGUAUGCUGCCCAAGUACUCGUGAAAGUAGAUAUCUCAUCCGAAAGGUGAUAAAAGUUAUGCAGAAGAUAAUGAUUCCUUUAAAGUAUCAUGUGGGCUAAAUUGCUCCGCGGAGUAACAAUGCUUGUCAAUUUCUAUUGUAGAAUGGAAGGCGCUGAUAUUAAUAAAAGUUUAUGUGCACUAAAUGAAUGCAUUAGACCACUUGACAGCGAUCAGGGUCAUAUUCCCUUCAGAGGGAGUAAGCUAGCUGAGGUUCUUAGAGACUCAUUCUUUAGUGAUUCACACACUGUAAUGAUAUCAUGCAUUUCCCCGAACUCAGGAUCAUGUGAACGUACUCUCAACACAUUAAGAUAUGCUGACAGGGUGAAGAGUCUGCGAAUGGGAACCAGCUUCAGGAAAGAUACACUGUCAUCAUCACUAAACAUUAAAAGCUCAACAGCUUUGCCUUUGUCUUCACUUUCAACGACUGCACCAGCCUAUUCAGAUAAACCUAUAGAUGUUAGAAGUAACAGGUUCAGGUGCUCUAAGCAAACUGAAAUGGAGCCUUCUGAAUCAUUCACACAUGAACGUGCUCCUAAUGGACGAGUACAAAGCAGCUCAACAUCACAGGCCUUUCCAGAUAAAUACAAGGGUCGGCCAGAAAGUCCAGAUCAUACAGUUGACGACUAUUUUGACCACUACGAGGAAACUUAUGAACAAAACGAGCAAUUUCAGACAAGGAAUGCCAGUGAAACAAUGCCAGGGAAUCGACAGUAUCUGAGGCUAAGAACUGACAUUCAGACGAAGAAGGUGAUGUUAUCCUAAAGGAAGAGAAUGAUCCUGUCAAUGCUCACCGCAAACUCAUAGAAGAGAAUAUGGAUAUUGCUGAUAUUGCAUCUCUAUUUGCUUUGGUGGAGCUUGAGUGAUAAACUGAUAAUAAAAGCUCAUCGGUGCUUCCUAGGUGAUAAUAAAAGCUCAUCCGCCAAUUCCGAUGAUUCAAUCAUUCAACCACUCAACCACAUUACCGGGUAUAUCCCAGUUACACGCCAAAAUUGCUGGUUUGGGUUUUCAUAAAAAUCAAUGAGUCUCGCUGGAAAAUUCAAGAAUAUUAUGACCAUUUAAAUAUGAUAACAUUUGCGAUAAAUGAACAAAAUAACAAACCAACACUGUCAGAGGUUGGAUUUCACAUCGAAAAAGGCCCCAAUUUUUUGGUCAAGUGGUUAAUCACAUUUUCAAUCCUAAUAUGUCGACAAGCGCCUCCAAAUAGCUUAUGGAAUGCUUACAACCUGGAGAGGUGCCUCAUACAAGAUUUCUGCUUUAUGAAUUAGAGAGGUGUCAGAUUGUUUUUUGUUUCAUCAAAGUGCAAAACUACCUGUUGCAAAUAGUCUGCUUUUGGCCGAGCCUGGAAAUAUAAUUCGUAUCAUCAGAGGAUUGAUU